CCGCUGUCCACAGCUACUUCCGGUAGGAGCCUCGAAGGAAUGGUCUCCGGGUAGAGGCAGGUAAGGGUGUCCCGGGCCGGUGGAGAAGGUAGAGCGGCCUCGCCUGGAAUCCGAAUCAGGACUUGGACCAGAGCCUUCCCUGAGGAUGCUGAAGCAACACCUUCUUUGGACUGAGUUUCUUCCAGAGGGAACCAAGAAGAGGAUUAAUUAAUACAUUCAAUUCUAAAAUAAGCCAUGGCCCAUGAGUUGGUGAUGUUCAGAGAUGUGGCUAUAGAUGUCUCUCAGGAGGAAUGGGAAUGCCUGAACCCAGCGCAGAGGAAUUUGUACAAGGAGGUGAUGUUGGAGAAUUAUAGCAACUUGGUGUCACUUGGUCUUUCUGUUUCUAAGCCAGCCAUAAUCUCCUCAUUGGAGCAAGGGAAGGAGCCCUGGAUGGUUGUGAGGGAAGAGACAGGAAGAUGGUGCCCAGGUACAUGGAAAACUUGGGGAUUUCACAAUAAUUUCUUGGACAAUAAUGAGGCUACAGACAUAAAAGCAGACUUGGCAUCCAGAGAUGAGCCCCAGAAGUUACCUCCAAAAAGUGAUAUUUAUGAAACAGAAUUAUUCCAGUGGGUUAACAUGGAGGAAUUUAAAAGCCAUAGUCCUGAGAGAUCAAUUUUCAGAGAUAUCUGGGAAGGCAACUGUCAUUUUGAGCAACAUCAGGGACAAGAGGAGGGUUAUUUUAGACGACUUAUGAUUAACCAUGAAAACAUGCCCAUUUUUAGCCAACAUACUUUACUCACUCAAGAAUUUUAUGAUAGAGAGAAAAUCUCUGAAUGUAAAAAGUGUAGAAAAAUCUUCAGUUACCAUUUAUAUUUUAGUCACCACAAAACUCAUUCUAAAGAACUUUCCGAAUGUAAAGAAUGCACGGAAAUUGUUAAUACACCAUGCGUUUUUAAACAACAGACAAUUCAAAAUGGUGACAAAUGCAAUGAGUGUAAAGAAUGUUGGAAGGCCUUUGUUCAUUGCUCACAACUUAAACAACAUCUAAGAAUUCAUAAUGGUGAAAAACGCUAUGAAUGUAACGAAUGUGGGAAGGCCUUUAAUUAUGGCUCAGAACUUACUCUACAUCAAAGAAUUCACACUGGUGAGAAACCUUAUGAAUGCAAAGAAUGUGGAAAGGCCUUUAGACAGCGAUCACAGCUUACUCAACAUCAGAGACUUCAUACUGGUGAAAAACCCUAUGAAUGUAAGCAAUGUGGGAAAGCUUUUAUUCGUGGCUUUCAACUUACUGAACAUCUGCGACUCCAUACUGGUGAGAAACCUUAUGAAUGUAAAGAAUGUGGAAAGACUUUUAGGCAUCGCUCACAUCUUACUAUACAUCAGAGAAUUCAUACUGGUGAGAAACCCUAUGAAUGUCGGGAAUGUGGGAAGGCCUUUAGCUAUCACUCAAGCUUCUCGCACCAUCAGAAAAUUCAUUCUGGCAAGAAACCUUAUGAAUGUCAUGAAUGUGGGAAGGCGUUUUGUGAUGGCUUACAACUAACCCUACAUCAGAGGAUUCAUACUGGUGAGAAACCCUAUGAGUGUAAAGAAUGUGGGAAGACUUUCAGACAGUGUUCACACCUCAAAAGACAUCAGAGAAUUCAUACUGGUGAGAAACCUCAUGAAUGCGUGAUAUGUGGUAAGGCCUUUAGACUUCAUUCACACCUUAUUCAACAUCAAAGAAUUCAUACUGGUGAGAAACCCUAUGAAUGUAAGGAAUGUGGGAAAGCCUUUAGCUAUCAUUCAAGCUUCUCGCACCAUCAGAGAAUUCAUUCUGGAAAGAAACCUUAUCAAUGUGGGAAGGCGUUUAAUCAUGGAUUACAACUUAACUUACGUCAGACUCUUCAUACUGGUGAGAAGCCAGUCAGGUUUCCUCUCCUCCCUCCCCAUCCUAGUCUAGCAUGAAAUUUGUUGAUGGAAAUAUACAUUGUCUUUGUUUUAUUUAAGGAAAAUGUUGGUAAGCCACCAUGUUUCAUUAGUAUUGAUUUAUUUAGGUAAUCCUUGAAAAUCAAAUGUUUUUAAGUGAGAAAAUGGAAAACUAAUUAAAGUGUAAAUUUUGCUUUCAUUUUAAUGCUGUUUCUGAGUUACUGUAUUAACCGUUAUUGAGAAUAAAUUUUCUAAAAUUACAUGUUUCACUGAAACCAGUGAAAUAUAGCAUAAAUAAAAUGAAAACAAUUUCCUCUCCUCCCACAAAUCUCUGCAAUAACCAGUAUGUGUAUUUCUUCUUCCUUUAUGCUCAAACAGCCUGUACACAGAAAGUGUUUGUUGCAUGUGUUUGGAGGAGAUUUUACCCCCUAUACGGACAUUUGACAGCAUCUUGUCCUUUUCACAAUAAUCAUGAAUACUUUUCCAGGUCAGUACAUAAAGAUGUAACCCAUUCUUUGUAAGGUUCAGAAUAUUUCUAGAAUGGAAUGUGUCUGUAUUUUGAGCCAUUACCUACUACAGACAUUCAAGUUGUUUCUAAUGUUCACCUGGAACUCUAGUUUUACCUUCUUUUGUUUCUGUUGUGCAGAUUCCCAACAGUGGGAUUAAAGAGUAUCUGGCGUAUGUA
This is a messenger RNA of Macaca mulatta (Rhesus monkey), 2569 nucleotides long. RefSeq names its product zinc finger protein 461 (gene ZNF461). The record is from RefSeq and is a predicted model, not a curated record. Gene Ontology annotation, molecular function: RNA polymerase II cis-regulatory region sequence-specific DNA binding; DNA-binding transcription factor activity, RNA polymerase II-specific. Gene Ontology annotation, cellular component: PcG protein complex; transcription regulator complex; chromatin. Gene Ontology annotation, biological process: regulation of transcription by RNA polymerase II. NCBI's taxonomy places the organism in Eukaryota, Metazoa, Chordata, Mammalia, Primates, Cercopithecidae.